CCUCGCAAUCGCAGGAUGACAUCUUCAUACAUUCCGGCUGGAUACCACUUCGAUACUCAGCAUGAUGGCACCGAACAUCUCGCCAUCAAUAACACAUUUGCUCGCCGUUUCUUGACUCGACUGGCCUUGCAUACUACGGCGAAGUUCUAUUCAGAGGAUGGUCUUUGUGUCCCGAUCUCGAAACACAAAAUUGUCAAGGCAGGGCAUCGAACCCAUCUGACAGAAGCGUACAUUGUUAUGGAGAGGAUCCAAGGCGACGUACUACCAAAAGCAUGGAAAGGCUUGUCUGAAGAAUCACUUGAGGGUAUUUUCACGCAAUUGAGAAAAAUCUUCCAAGAGUUACGCGCACUAACACCUCCGCCGGGCAUGACGGGCGUGGAAAGCUGUGUAGGAGGCUCUUUGUACGACUCGCGCAUCCCCCGCGGAAAGCCACGCUUCGGCCCGUUCAAGACCAUACAAGACUUCCAUUUCUGGCUCAGACAUGACUUCAAACCGGAUGACCUCAAACGCCGUGAAGAAGACCAAGAUUCGCACGACCUCCGGGAUAUGAUGAGCAAGCAGGAUGGGUCAUGGCCUCUACCAAAGUUUAGCCAUGGCGAUCUAAAUCCAUUCAACGUAAUAGUUCGUGGGGGCAAUGUGGUUGGGGUGAUUGACUGGGAGUUCGCCGGAUGGUAUCCGUAUUAUUGGGAAUAUACAUCGGCCUGGUUUGGCAAUCUCAUAAGGACAGAUUGGCAGGGCAUGAUCGGCAAGUUUCUCGACCGACCGAGUCCUGAGGAAUUCAAGAUGGAGGAAGUUCGCCAUAAAUGGUGGGGUGAGUUUUGA
Molecule: messenger RNA, 822 nt
Organism: Dothidotthia symphoricarpi CBS 119687
Lineage: Eukaryota; Fungi; Ascomycota; Dothideomycetes; Pleosporales; Dothidotthiaceae
Product: kinase-like protein
Exons: 2
Coding region: 16-822 (268 amino acids)
Source: RefSeq, a predicted model, not a curated record